UCCGCCCACACGCGGCAGUUAUGAUUUUUUUUUUCUUCCUAAUUUUGUAAGCGGGUUAUUCGUUAGCAACUAGGUUCAGUUGUUAGCCUAGCACAGGACUCCUAAAACCCAUGGCGUCGUAUCAACAUUUGGUGCAAUGUUCGGACACUCGCUUCCAAUCUCCGGCGAAGGUAUUCGCGAUUCUUAAAUCGAGAGUACAGAGCGGAGAACAAACGACGUGCGGAGUUGGCGAAGAAUACGCCGCGCAAAUGAAACCAGCCUUGAGCCGAACACAGAACACCUGGGAACCGAAUGAACUACAUCACAGGUUUGGUGAGGUGGAGGCUUCGACUAUUUCGCCUAUAAAGAGUCCCAAGAAAAGCCUUGACGAUGCAUACUCGGACUAUAACAGACAGGCAAUGGAGCUUCCACAUACAAGCAACACCGUACAUCGAUUUCGAUCACCAGUGACACAUUUUAUGGAAUCCACGGCGGCGUUUCCACUACGCGUCGACACAGACCCAAGUUCAACCAGAGACCCUCGAGAGAUUGUUGACAAAAGCGUCACCAGAUUCGAGACAGAAUUAUUUCCUAUCGACGCCUGCAUGCCUCCGGUGUCCAUUUUUCCCCCCGCGAGGAAGAAAUCGAGGAAAAGAAAACUGGAGGAGCAGGAGAUGAACGCAGUUGGCAUCGAGGCAAACGUCACAUCAGAAAUCGAGGAUGACAACAUGGAGAUUGCAGGAGGAUAUCGCUACACUCCAAACAAAAGCACAUGCAGCAUGACAAGGUGCACUGUGUCUUUGGAAAAACUCAUGUCUCCCGCAAAGAUGUUUGCUUACAUGAAAGAACGGGUAUUCAGAAGAGAGCUAGAGCAAGACAGCGAAGACUGCCAGGAACCAAGUGAACCCCCUAAUCAAGUUGUCCACACUGGCUACAGAUGUCAGAAGCUGCAAAUUGAGAGUCCAGUCACCCAGGAGCUUGCUGACAGCCAGUCAGACACAUUUAAUCCUGAAGAGGACUCUCCCUUCGCUGUAGAAUCGGACCAUAUUUUGUUUGAUCCCAUCCUCCUCAACCGGCCCUCCAUUUCCAUUUCCAAGAAACAGAACUCAAUGUUCAAGGACAAGCAAAGGCCAAACUUUACAAAAAUACCCAAUGAGAGUGCCUUUAGUCUUGAAAAGUGGUUCCUAAGGAGGAAUCGUAAUGGCCUGUUUGUGCAAGGAAUCCGCAUGGAGGACAGGAUACCAUGGAACAGUAACAUUAUUCUAGAGAGAAUUUCCAGCACUGUGUUGAAGACAUUGUCCGGCAAUGUUUACAAACUGGUGGGGAAGAUGAAUCUGGAUGUGGAUACUGACUUUCCCCGUUGGCUUCUGAGGAAGUUUGCACAUGGCUUCCCUUCAAAUUGGAAAGAGCUUUAUGAGAAGUGGUUGUCAGAAUUAAAAGACAGCAGGAGAAAAGUGAACACUGAAAAGAGAAGCAAAGUUACCAAAUCAACAACAGAGACGUCUGCUCUCAACCCUACGAUGAAAAGACCUAAGAAAAAUGCAGUCAGAACAAAUACAAGACAAAAACAACCUCAAGCGGACACUUAUACGUCCUCCAAACAAGUGACUCGGAGUGGUCGGUUGAUCAAGCCACCCCUUGAUUAUUGGAAAGGAGGCAGGGUCAUUCUGGACGCAGACAUGAAUGUUACCAUCUUUGAAUGUUACAACACCAUCGUCCUCAGCCCUAAUGUUGCUCCAGAAGUGUAUAUGGAGAAGUCUCGAAAACCUGCCCAGGCUUUUCUUCUCAGCGAUAAAGGUCAUAAACCACGUGAAUCUAUCAAAGAGAGCGUCCAGCCGCCGCCACUGACAAAAGACAAGACUAUCAAAGAGAGCGUCCAGCCGCCGCCACUGACAAAAGACAAGACGUCGCUUCGCAGACACAGUCAAGUUCAAAUUCAACCUGACGAGAAUCCCCCUGUUUCAACCGAAGCAGCAGUGAAGCGGCGAAGCCAUCGCACGGCCAACUCUCAUGAAAAGUCGAGCAAUGAGGAUGCGCGACCAUCAAGCAAACCCCAAAAGCUCCCCCCACGAGGAUCCAAAGGAAAAGUGUGCAAUGCCCCUCCAGUAAACUCCAGGAAAAAACACACGCCCUCUCAGGUUUCCGCAAUUAAUAACAAAUUAUCAGAGCCUGAUGAGCAGCAGGACGAAAGGCGAGCCAAUCACAUUGCUCGCACUGAUGAACAGGUGUCCAAUGAGGCCACAAUGCCAAAACCCCCCAAAUUUCCUUUACAAGAAUCCAAAAAGAAGGUGCUCAAUGCUCGUCCAUUAAAGAGGUCGAGAAUAAAACACACGUCUUCUCAGUUUUCUGCUCUUGAUAAACAAUUAUCAGAGUCUAACUCACUGGAAGAGCAGGAGGUGCUUUCGACAAAGAGGAAAAAACGGGACAAGAGGAAGCACACGCACACAUUGCCAUCUCCGAGUAAGCCCAAAAAUCUCCCUGGACAAAGGUCCAAAAAGAGUGUGCUCAACACACCACCUUUAGUGAGGUCAACGAGGAAACACCCUCCCCCUGAUUUUUUUGCUGUUUAUGACAUAUCAUCAGAAUCUGAGGAGGAGGAGGAGCCGCACAAGAGGCGAAGUCAUCACACCACCUGCUCUGAUGAUCAGUCAGACAUUGAGAACACACUGUCAUCUCGAAGUAAAUCCAAAAAGCUUCCCCGACAGGGGUCUAAAACAAAGACGUCCAAUGCUCCUCCACUGACAAAGUCAGGGAGAAAUUGCGCUCCUCCUCAGCUUCCUGCCGCUCAUGAAAAAUUACCUGAGUCUUCGUCUCUGGAAAAGAAGGCGGCGCUUUCUACAAAGAGGAAGAAGCAGGGCAAAAGGACGCCCAGGAAGCAAGACAGGAAUCCUCAAAGCAAGAGCCUCAAACAAGUGUCGCUUGCAAAGGCUUUAACACAGUUGCCGCAAUCUAAAAAGCUUUCCAGCAGAGGAUCCGAUGCCUGUCCUCAAGGCCAAGAUGAGGACGAGUGGACGCAGGAUGAGUUGACAAAACUACAACAGGCUGUGUCCAGCUACCCCUCGCACACACCAUUCUACUGGGCAAAGGUGGCCAUGAUGGUUGGCACGCGCUCUGCUGAGGAGUGCCACAACAAAGACCUGGCCUUGCAAGACUGCCACACCCCUACGGAGAGCACCCGCAAAAAACAAAAGAAAAAGGCGGCGAAAGCAGCAAAAGGCACAGGCCAUCCCAUCAUAUCUGCAGGCAUGAGAACCUUCAAGAGAAAACAGCAGGUGCGUCAGUUCCUGGAGACAAUGCCUCGAGAGAAUACAGAUGACGCCUUCAGCGCCACACACAAUCAGUGCUUUGAGAUCCCGUCCAUGUGUUUGGAUGGAGAGCAGGACUUCAAAAUAAGCCAGUUGGAGCCACUGACACCCGUUUCACUGCAUUUCCCUCAAGUGAAGACUCCUCGGUGUCUACAUGCCUCUCCUGGACUGGUGUAUUCUACAAACAGGAGCGAUGAGGACAGGUAUGUCUUUCAACUGCAGAAAGCGAUAAAACAAAAUCAGGUCAACGGCCACAAAAACGUUCCAGCAAAGGACUUUGUGCCCACACCAGCAGUUAAAAGAAGAGCGAGACCAUUUGAAAAAACAGGAAACGAUUCCUUUGUCAUGAGGGAGAUGUUUCCAGAGAAAGCUGCCAUGUUGUCCGACAGUGGGGAAGAGGAGGAUUUUUAUUUCUCGGACAAUGACUGAAGUAAAUUGACUUCAGGCAAAUUUAAACCAGAACUGUCAAAUCCUGGUCCAGAACGUCAAAACAUUGCCUCAACCAAACAGGUAAACGAAGCUCAGCAGGAUUAGAAGCAAGUGUGGCUAAAUUCAAACCGUGGUAGGGUUUUUACUUUCCGGACCUGGAUUUGACGCCUCCUGAUCUGAACAUGUAAAUCCUGUUGAAUUAUGGACAAAUAUGUUUAUAGUUUUUUGAAUCUAAAAGAGUAAUAGCUGUGUUCCCUUUAAUUGUUGGAUGUUUUUUGGGGGGCGCAGUGGUUCAACAAAUUGAGUCUUGGCUUAGUUGAAGAAUAAAUCUUGUGGGAUGUUGUUACUUUCUAGGACUGUUGUAGAAGUCAUAUUUUGAAAAUGUGAUUGAACACAAGCAGAUAUU
Molecule: messenger RNA, 4119 nt
Organism: Hippocampus comes (tiger tail seahorse)
Lineage: Eukaryota; Metazoa; Chordata; Actinopteri; Syngnathiformes; Syngnathidae
Gene: mis18bp1
Product: MIS18 binding protein 1
Exons: 16
Coding region: 111-3713 (1200 amino acids)
Cellular component (GO): chromosome, centromeric region
Source: RefSeq, a predicted model, not a curated record